This is a messenger RNA of Staurois parvus, 309 nucleotides long. Lineage: Eukaryota; Metazoa; Chordata; Amphibia; Anura; Ranidae. The record is from the annotation of a GenBank genome assembly.
AUAUAGUGAAUGCGGGGUCCGGGGAGAGCGGAUAUAGUGAAUGCGGGGUCCGGGGAGAGCGGAUAUAGUGAAUGCGGGGUCCGGGGAGACUGGAUAUAGUGAAUGCAGGGUCCGGGGAGACUGGAUAUAGUGAAUGCAGGGGUCCGGGGAGAGCGGAUAUAGUGAAUGCGGGGUCCGGGGAGAGCGGAUAUAGUGAAUGCAGGGUCCGGGGAGAGCGGAUAUAGUGAAUGCGGGGUCCAGGGAGAGCGGAUAUAGCGAAUGCAGGGUCCGGGAAGAACAGAUAUAGUGAAUGCAGGGUCCGGGGAGACC